UACAAGUAAGCUACAGAAUCAAUGGAAGAUCUCCCACCUGGUUUUCGCUUCUUCCCUACAGAAGAAGAGCUAGUUGGCUUCUACUUAAACAACAAGCUACAAGCCCAAAGAAACGCCAUAGACAGAGUUAUCCCAGUUAUUGACAUCAAUGGUGUAGAGCCGUGGAACCUUCCAACACUAGCUGGGGAACUGUGUCGUGGGGACACAGAGCAAUGGUUUUUCUUUUCACCCGCUCAAGAGAGGGAAGCCAAGGGAGGCAGACCCAACAGAACCACAGCUUGUGGGUAUUGGAAGGCCACAGGUUCUCCUGGCUAUGUUUACUCUUCUGACAACAAAGUAAUUGGGUUGAAGAAAACCAUGGUAUUCUACAAAGGGAAAGCUCCUACCGGAAGAAAAACCAAAUGGAAGAUGAAUGAAUACAGAGCCAUCCAAGUUUCUAACCAAUCCACCACUGCCACCCCUCAGUUGAGGCGGGAAUUCAGCUUGUGUCGGGUUUAUGUCAUAUCUGGAAGCUUUCGAGCAUUUGAUCGACGCCCAUUAGAGAAGGAAAUUAGAGUAGAGUCGCGGGUUCAAGAUAUUGCACGUGCUCAGCAGCCUGCAAGGGUGGAUGGAACAAGUUCAUCUGAAAAUUCACACUUAGGAGGACCCCACCAUAGUGCUUAUCCUCAAGAAGCUGGAGGGUCAAGUAGCACAAAAUCAAAUUUACAUAAUAACGAGGUCCAACUCCAAGAACCGUCAUGGGAAUGGGAAUGGGAACAAGUCAAAUGGCUCUAACUCAAAGCCAUGCUUAGAUCUCAACCAAGACCCCUCAAGCAAUUAAUGACUCAUAUAUCAACCAAUAUGUAACAUAAUCGUCAUACUUGUUUAGAAUAGGAUUGAUUUACCAUAGCAAAAUAAAGUAAUUGUAAAAGAUCAUAGGAAGAAGGUAGCUUUUUCUCCUUUGAUUUUUUUUUUUUUUUUUCAUUUAAACCCCAAUUAGUUUGCUAAUUGCUUGUAUG
Gastrolobium bilobum is the source of this 998-nucleotide messenger RNA. RefSeq names its product NAC domain-containing protein 90-like. The record is from RefSeq and is a predicted model, not a curated record. The transcript has 3 exons. Bases 22 to 774 code for a protein of 250 amino acids. Lineage: Eukaryota; Viridiplantae; Streptophyta; Magnoliopsida; Fabales; Fabaceae. Gene Ontology annotation, molecular function: DNA binding. Gene Ontology annotation, biological process: regulation of DNA-templated transcription.